AUGGCCAUAGACUCCAUGAAAAACACUCUUUACAUUUCUCAACGGGCGGCGAACUCCAUCAUAGUAGACGUCGCACCUUACCGCAUCUCAUCCGAAGCUUUACUGGCCAUAAACAUCUUUCUUGACGAAUUUUUAUAUUUUCUGGUAGAUUCUGCUAGAUCCCUUGACCUGGUACGCAUAAAACAAGCUAUUAGCCAAGUUUUACCAACCAAUUUGGGUAAAAAUGCCGUCCAAGAAGCAGAACUGGAAUUAAAGACUUACGUGGAAAGUGGAAACUAUGAUAAUACGCAAGAAAGAACCAUCGAAAUAAAUCCUUUUCCUUUGCAAAAAGUCUUUGAACAGUUUCGUGUAAAAUGCCGAUUUUUCAGCACCUUAGGCGAACAUGGUUUUGAUGGUCGUGAUCCUAAUUCAAUACCCGACCUGUACGGUGCCGAUGGUAUUCACAUUGCACCAAGUCUAGCUAUAUAUUUGACUGCUGUGUUGGAAUACGUGGGAGAAUACAUCCUUAUAUCGAUAGCUAAAGCCUCUGAGAAGCACGGAGUGGAAUUAGCAAAAGGUAGAGAAGUGUAUGUCGCGUUAACUGAGGAUGCACAAAUCUUUCCUUUGUUCCGAAGAACGAAGUUAAGAUUAGAAUUGGAGGCUCAAUUUGUGGCGUCGCCAAUAUCUCCAACGUCAACACACAUUACCCCGGGUUCUAUGAAAUCUCCGAACUUGGGAACAUUCUCGGAUGGUGAUGCCGUAAUGCGAUCUCCAACUUCACCGAUGUCACUCAGCCCAACAAAACAAGAAUUUUAUAAUGGAGGUCGUGAAGGAAUUGGUUUAAGCAAAAGUUCCACACAAUCUCCCCCGAUUAGAUCACCUAGUAGUGAUGGUCGACAUAGUUCUGAAUCAAAGAAUGUGG
Molecule: messenger RNA, 901 nt
Organism: Acaulospora morrowiae
Lineage: Eukaryota; Fungi; Glomeromycota; Glomeromycetes; Diversisporales; Acaulosporaceae
Source: the annotation of a GenBank genome assembly